AACUGCCAAUUUUGCACGUAGACACUGGAGUUUUCGAGUAAUGUAUUGUGCAGCAAACAGCGGAGGGCUGCUUUUUAAGCGUCCGCGAUGUGAUCCAGCGUUAGAUUUUACGAGGGACUGGAAGAGAGCAGUUGGGGCUACUGAAAUUCUGCUGUUUUUUGUGAGAUUUCUGUAUCUUACGAAAUGUGCAGGCCCAAGUUUCUCCAGCCCAACGGAGCUGGUGGGGUGAUCGCUGGGCAGGGGGCGAAUGGAAGCGUGCAGCCGCUGCAGAAUCUGCAGCAAAUCCGCCAAUUUUCUGGGGACCAGAGUCUUAAUUGCUCGCCCCCGCCUCCGACGUCCCCAGAAUUUGAUCGGCAGUUUUCAACCAGUCGAGGAUUUCUGUCAAAAUCUCUCUCGGUUGCCGAAAGCAGGGAAAGCAGAAGAUCGUGGGGGAGAAGCACUCGUGCGCGCAGCCCAUCACCAUCCUCGAGAAGUGAUACCCUACCGAGGAAAGCAUCGCCGAGCCCCAUUAGAAGUGUCGCUCCCCAGGUUCAGAGUCAGUCACAGUCGGAAGUUGAUGUGACCUCUCUACAGAGGGGAGUUGCCUCGUGUGCCGGAACGGUCUUCAUGUCUAUUUUCAUGACUCCACUUGAUGUGGUCAAAGUGAGGCUUCAGGCACAGCAACAGCCUACUGAGGUCAUAAGGUCUUUUCGUCCGGUCUUUAGCAGUCAUCCCCACUCAGCCCUCAGCCUUGUUCCCUACAGAAGUUAUACUUGUAUUCCAGCAACUCACUCACAUUCCCACAUCAUCUGCCCAAGCUCUACAUCAGCCUAUAGAUUCAGUGGAACACUGGAUGCCUUUGUGAAGAUUGUGCGCAGUGAAGGCUUUUGCAGACUGUGGAGUGGCCUGACCCCGGCACUCUUGAUGCGCGUCCCAUCCAAUGUGAUCUAUUUUUCGGUCUAUGAGAAACUGAAGUCAGUGAUGGGAUUUCAGAAAGGACACACAGACAAGAACAGCUUUCUCAUCACGCUGUCUGCCAGCGGCACAGCAAGAGCUGUUUCUGUGACAACUGUCAGCCCAAUAGAGAUGAUUCGGACCAAGAUGCAGGCCGAGCCAACAUCGUAUGCCCAGCUGAUGUGUUGCCUUCGUCGAGCCAUUAUGAAUGAUGGACUGUCAUCCCUGUGGAGGGGUCUGGGCCCCAUGCUAAGCCGUGAUGUCAUGUAUGCAGUGCUAUACUGGACUCAUUAUGAGCUGCUGAAAGCCGAGAUGUGCAAGAUAUCUAACGUCAGUGAUCCAACGGUGGCUAUGACAUUCUGGGCUGGUGCUGCAUCAGGAGUUCUGGCUGCAGUGGUGUCAACACCUUUUGAUGUUGUCAAAACGCAGAAGCAGAUCACCAUCGGGAAAAAUCCGGGCUCCACCGUCAUGCCACGGUGCAAGACCAGUAGCUUGGCCAUCAUGAGAGCUAUCUUUGCUGAAGCAGGAAUGAAAGGCUUGUUUGCAGGUACCGUCCCUCGCAUCUGCAAGGGAGCGCCAUCCAGUGCUAUACUCAUCACAACCUAUGAGUGCGUUAUCUCACUCUUCCAGAAGUACAACUUGGAAAAGGGUUACGCGUUUUACUGGCCUUACAAGGCUCUUUUCAGAGCCAUUAUGCCGCUACCCAACGAUGGGCAUGUGGGGCCAUCGAACUCCGUAGUUGCUGCCCGUGUUAGUGGAAGUAAUGAUGAUGCGGGCAGUCAUGGUGGUAGGCCUGCCAUGCUAGCCACUGGACCCUCACCGCUGCCUCCGCUUACGCCCGUCCAACAGAUGAUAUCGUCCGGAACUGGGGCUUUUCUGACUGCAUUAUUCAUGACUCCCUUGGAUGUUGUGAAGAUCCGACUGCAAAGCCAGAUAAAACCCAUUGCCAGUGGUCAGUGUUUCUUGUACUGCAAUGGUUUGAUGGAUCAUCUCUGCACGUGUAUCAAUGGAAAAGAACCGAUGAACAUGACAGUUGCUCCAUGGUAUAAAAGACCUGGCCAAUUCAAUGGAACUUUGGAUGCCUUGUUUAAAAUAGCAAAGAAUGAGGGAAUCGCUAAGCUGUGGAGUGGACUUCCUCCGACUCUGCUCAUGGCAGUACCAGCCACAGUCCUGUACUACACAAGCUACGACCAGCUGAAAGAAUUGAUGGGUUACCAGUUUGGCAAGUCUAGCUUGCUGAUACCAAUGGCUAGUGGUGGUAUAGCCAGAGUUUUUGCAGUGACUGUGAUUUCCCCAUUGGAGCUGGUACGGACCAAGAUGCAGUCAAAACCACUGACCUACAACGAGAUAGUCGGCUGCAUUAAGACAGCAGUACAGGACGAAGGCUGGUUGUCGCUGUGGCGGGGUCUGGGUCCCACACUUCUCAGGGAUGUUCCAUUCUCAAUGAUCUUGUGGGCUAACUACGAGUUCAUGAAGACCAGGGCAUGUCUGAAAUACAACCGACGAGAACCAACCUUUCCGGCAGCAUUUUUCUCUGGUGCAGUGUCCGGCAUUCUUGCAGCUGUCCUGACCAAUCCCUUUGAUGUUGUUAAGACACACCGACAGAUAGAACUUGGAGAAGCUAUGUUUAAUACCAAAAAAGACGGCAAUUACCGAGCCACAUCCACCUGGAACAUCAUGCAGAGACUGUAUGCUGAGAGGGGCCUCCGAGGCCUUUUUGCUGGUAUUUUUCCUCGCAUUGCCAAGGUCACCCCAGCUUGUGCACUGAUGAUCAGUACAUACGAGCUUGGCAAAGCGUUCUUCCACAAACGCAAUGAGGCCAUCAUAUCACAGAUAUAGUAUUCAAAAUUUGAUUUUCUGCAUCUUUGAUCGUUGAAACUGUUGGAUACAAUGGAAGGACAAUGGGGGGUCAGAAGAUUGAUUUAUCACUUUGUACAGUUCAUGGAUGGAAGUGGGGCUUACUUUGUGUUAGGCCUUGACCAUGUGCUGCUGGGGAACUUGGUUUCAGGUACCUUGGGUUUGUAGCAUAGCCAAAAUCGGACAAAAGAGCUGAGCCUUGUAACAAAAAAGUAUUUGGAACA
This is a messenger RNA of Acanthaster planci (crown-of-thorns starfish), 3014 nucleotides long. RefSeq names its product mitochondrial glutathione transporter SLC25A40-like. Lineage: Eukaryota; Metazoa; Echinodermata; Asteroidea; Valvatida; Acanthasteridae. The record is from RefSeq and is a predicted model, not a curated record. Gene Ontology annotation, biological process: mitochondrial transmembrane transport. Gene Ontology annotation, cellular component: mitochondrion.